AGGAUUUCCAGAGCUUCACCCUGCCGUCGAUGCGAUGCUAAACGCUCCAAGCGCGGGCCAGCAAAAGCAGCACUGGCGAACCGCUCAGCUGCCAUUGACUCUCCCCAGCAUGCAGCCCACACGGUGUCUGUUCAAGCGAUCGGUGUGGAAGGGCCCGCACAUUGUCCCCCUCCCGAUCCCCAAGCUCCUGCCCGGCCAGACGGCCAAGCCGAUCCGCACGCAGGCCCGCGCCGCCACCAUCCUGCCCAACUUUGUCGGCCUAAAGUUUCAGGUCUACAACGGCAAGGUCUACCACGAGGUAACCAUCACCGAGGACAUGGUCGGCCACAAGCUGGGCGAGUUCUCGCCCACGAGGAAACCCUUCAUCUGGGGAAGAGACUAAGGCGACGGUUCGGUACACUAUCAAAAUACCAAUGUCGAUUUACAGGCGUUAUACGAGGCACAUACCCAAAAAGACGGCACGGCGAUGCCGCUGUAUUUCUACUGUACAUACAAGCGGCAUUGGAACGGCGAGGUAGACACAGACAGGCGCCAUGGAAAAGCCAUUCAUGUUUAGCCAAGUGUGUGUAAACGCCGCUAUUCAGCCCUCGGCGUCGCGCCGAGUAGAGGGGCCCGCGUGCUCCCCCGGUCUGUUAUUCCAACGAUGAGGGGCAGGCCGAUUCUCGCCUGCCUGGUCUAGAAGAAAGAGUAUACGAAAGACAACGCCAAUGUGUAAUGAUCAUGACCCGAACCCCUGAAUCCCGCCAGAGAACCCCGUAUGAACGCCCGA
Messenger RNA from Gaeumannomyces tritici R3-111a-1, 769 nucleotides. RefSeq names its product mitochondrial 37S ribosomal protein S19. The coding region runs from base 35 to 382 and encodes 115 amino acids. Lineage: Eukaryota; Fungi; Ascomycota; Sordariomycetes; Magnaporthales; Magnaporthaceae. Gene Ontology annotation, cellular component: ribosome; cytosolic small ribosomal subunit. The transcript is spliced from 4 exons. Gene Ontology annotation, molecular function: RNA binding; structural constituent of ribosome. Gene Ontology annotation, biological process: translation; ribosomal small subunit assembly. The record is from RefSeq and is a predicted model, not a curated record.